CUCGCCGCGGCCUGCCGCCAUGGGCCCGCGCCGCCGCCGCCGCCUGCCUCCCGGGCCACGCGGGCCGUGAGCGCCAUGGCCGUAGCCCCCGCGGGCGGCCAGCACGCGCCGGCGCUGGAGGCCCUGCUCGGGGCGGGCGCGCUGCGGCUGCUAGACUCCUCGCAGAUCGUCAUCAUCUCCACCGCGCCCGAUGUCGGCGCCCCGCAGGUCCCCGCCGGCCCGGCCGCGCCGCCCGCCGGCCCCCGCGAUCCUGACGUGCUGCUCUUCGCCACGCCGCAGGCGCCCCGACCCGCGCCUAGUGCACCGCGCCCGGCCCUCGGCCGCCCGCCGGUAAAACGGAGGCUGGAUCUGGAAACCGACCAUCAGUAUCUGGCUGGUAGCAGCGGGCCAUUCCGGGGCAGAGGCCGCCACCCAGGGAAAGGUGUGAAAUCUCCGGGGGAGAAGUCCCGCUAUGAGACAUCACUAAAUCUGACCACCAAACGCUUCUUGGAGCUGCUGAGCCGCUCAGCUGACGGCGUUGUUGACCUGAACUGGGCUGCUGAGGUGCUGAAGGUGCAGAAGCGGCGCAUCUAUGACAUCACCAAUGUCCUCGAGGGCAUCCAGCUCAUUGCCAAGAAGUCCAAGAAUCAUAUCCAGUGGCUAGGCAGCCACACCAUGGUGGGAAUCAGUAAGCGGCUUGAAAGCCUGACCCAGGACCUACAGCAACUGCAGGAGAGUGAGCAGCAGCUGGACCACCUGAUGCACAUCUGUACCACACAGCUGCAACUGCUCUCCGAGGACUCAGACAGCCAGCGCCUGGCCUAUGUGACCUGCCAGGACCUUCGAAGCAUCGCAGACCCUGCAGAACAGAUGGUCAUAGUGAUCAAGGCCCCUCCCGAGACCCAACUACAAGCUGUGGGUUCUGCGGAGACAUUUCAGAUCUCCCUUAAGAGCAAACAAGGCCCCAUCGAUGUUUUCCUGUGCCCUGAGGAGAGUACAGCAGGGCUCAGCCCUGGGAGGACCCCAUGCCAGGAGACAUCUGGGGAAGACAGGACCGCUGACAUUGGCACUGCAGGGCCUCCACCAUCACCUCCCUCCACAUCCCCAGCUUUGGAUCCCAGCCAAUCCCUGCUAGGCCUGGAGCAAGAACCAGUAUUGUCACGGAUGGGCAACCUGAGGGCCCCCACAGAAGAUGACCAUUUGUCACCCCUGGUGGCUGCUGACUCACUCCUAGAACAUGUCCGAGAAGACUUCUCUGGGCUCCUCCCUGGGGAGUUCAUCAGCCUUUCCCCACCCCACGAGGCCGUUGACUACCACUUUGGUCUCGAGGAGGGUGAGGGCAUCAGAGAUCUCUUUGACUGUGACUUUGGGGACUUGACACCUCUGGAUUUCUGACAGAAGCUUAGGGAGCCAGGGUGUCUGGUGAUGCCCAUCCUGUCUGCAGCUUUGGAGCCUCCUGCCCCGGGCCAUCUUUCCUGCCUCAUUGGAAAAGCAUGAUUCAUACCCUCUUCUCUGUCCAGUAGCUUCUGGCUCUGCCACACUGAGCAGACCGAAAGGGGAAAGAUUUUGUAUGGUGUGUGUGCAUGCACCCCAAGCUGCACACCGUGUGCCUGGGGUGAGAGUGUGUGUGUGUGUGCGCGCGCGCGCGUGUGCCUGCCGGGGAAUGAAGGUGAACACAUGUAUGUGUGCUGCAGAUACAUCCUGGUGUGUCCACGUGUGUGUGUGAAUCCACGUGUGUGCAUUGGGGUGGGGACGGCGCUCUAACUGCACUUUUGGUGUCCUUGCUGCAGGGGCCCCCGAACCCUGCCUCAGCCAGCCAGGUGAGGCGGCUUGGCUGGCUGGGUUUGCAGGGCAGCAAGAGCACUGCUUAAAGGUUUUCCGAUCGAAGCUUUAAUGGAGCGUUAAUUUAUUUAUCAAGGCCUCUCUGGCAAGCCUGGGGAGUGAGCAAAGGGUGGGAGGAUUGUGGGGUUGACACCCCAGCUUCCUGUACUCUGCAACAAGGGCAGGGUUCCCUAACUGUUCUUUUGCCCUACCCCAAAAGAGCUGAGGCCCAAGGAGUUUUAUUUAUUGGGAAAGGGGGGAGGGAGUCACUGACAUCCAUGGAUGGGUUGGGAAAAUGGUCCCUCUUUAGAAGGUUGUGCUAUCGCCUUGGCUGCAUCCAUGUGGGUUUGAGAUGGGAAGCGUGAGGGCCUUCACUGACAGGGUGGACAGGAUGGGUGGGCCUGGGGUCCCUCCUGUGGUUGGAGUGCUCUGUUAUCCCUGCCCACCCUCCAAUCAGCACUUUUGAUUUGUUUCCUAACAGUUCUGUUCCCUCCUGCUUUGGUUUUAAUAAAUAUUUUAAUGGUGUUAGGGCUGGGUUUGGGACUCUACUCUGCGUGAGGUUAGGGUCGGAGGGGAAUGCUCAUUCCCUGUUCCUGAUUUAGUUUCCUUUGGGUUUGUAAGCCCUUGAGAGAACACUGACUCUGAACUGGGAGAGUCAAGCAUGUUAGCUAAGUGCAGGGAAGGGAGAGUUAGAGCCAGCUUGCUGUGCAC
Molecule: messenger RNA, 2511 nt
Organism: Psammomys obesus (fat sand rat)
Lineage: Eukaryota; Metazoa; Chordata; Mammalia; Rodentia; Muridae
Gene: E2f1
Product: E2F transcription factor 1
Exons: 7
Coding region: 76-1374 (432 amino acids)
Biological process (GO): regulation of transcription by RNA polymerase II; G1/S transition of mitotic cell cycle
Cellular component (GO): Rb-E2F complex
Molecular function (GO): RNA polymerase II cis-regulatory region sequence-specific DNA binding; protein dimerization activity; DNA-binding transcription factor activity, RNA polymerase II-specific
Source: RefSeq, a predicted model, not a curated record